Messenger RNA from Python bivittatus (Burmese python), 771 nucleotides. RefSeq names its product achaete-scute family bHLH transcription factor 4 (gene ASCL4). Gene Ontology annotation, molecular function: DNA-binding transcription factor activity, RNA polymerase II-specific; protein dimerization activity; RNA polymerase II transcription regulatory region sequence-specific DNA binding. The record is from RefSeq and is a predicted model, not a curated record. Gene Ontology annotation, biological process: developmental process; regulation of transcription by RNA polymerase II. Lineage: Eukaryota; Metazoa; Chordata; Lepidosauria; Squamata; Pythonidae.
AUGAGCCAACCGAUGGAUCGCGGAAAUAGGAGAGGGGGCAGAAAGAAUUGGCGCACCAAUUACGCAGAGCGCCCCCCUCCGGAAAGAGCGGUGGUGCAGCUGUGGAAGAGCGCCUCCCCCGAGAGAGGAAGGGGGCGUGGUCAAAAGCAGGACGGAGAAUACUUCCGCUUAUUCUGGAAUUUGACACUGAACUGCUUCAAGAUGGGAAGCAAGAAAGAUGAUGGGCUCUUGAAUAGGAUCUCAUGUUCAGGACCAGCAUCCCUUGGAAGCAGUCAUGUUACCGGUUCUCAUGGCUUACCACUCCAGGAGCCAUUUGGCAUCUCUUUUCCUUUUGGACAAACAUACUGGGACCACCAACCUUACAAUGGAUAUUCAGGAAGAUUCUCUUAUCUACCCUUUUCUGGGUAUGUAGGAGUCUAUGACUACUCAUUUGAGCCUGCCUUCAUUCGGAAGAGGAAUGAGAGGGAAAGGCAGAGGGUUCGUUGUGUAAAUGAGGGCUAUGCACGCCUCCGAGACCAUCUUCCCAAAGAGCUUGCUGAGAAGCGUCUCAGCAAAGUGGAGACUUUGAGAGCUGCCAUAACUUACAUUAAACACCUUCAGAAUUUGCUGGAAUAUCAUCCUUUAGGAACAAAUUCUAAGACAGCCAUUCCAGCUGCAGAGACACCAGCAGUUUCUGGUCCUAGUUUAAGAAGGGAAUGCAACAGUGAUGGAGAAUCUAAAACCUCAUUAGCUUCAUCUCCUUAUAGUGAGUUUGAAGAAGUUUGUAGUUAG